AUGUCUGGUUCUGAAACCAACAGCCAGGGGCAGAAUGGCAGUGUGUUUGGCUCAAAUCCUAACCCUUCAUCAUUCGGACCUCCCACAACCAACAACGCAAGCCAGCCGAGCAACACAACGCCAACGCCAACGCCAAAUGCCUCUGUGACGAUGUCAAGUUUAGCAAAGGCCGGGGGGCAGCAAAAUGCUCAACAUAGUCAGUCUCUCUUCGGCCCGCCUGUGUCUUCUACGAGUACAGCCCCGUCUGCGAACGGCAGUGCCUUUGGACCCUCGCCUAUACCGCCAACACCCGGUUCUACUGCGCGUGCCAGCGUAUAUGGGAAUGGAACCUCUGCGACGACAGACCCAGCCGCCACUGGUAGCAGUUUGUUUGGGCCCGCGCCUGUUCAAGGAGGUCUCGGAACUGCCGCUGACACAACCAACUCUUCAUCGACAGGAGAUGGCUUGUUUGGCUCGACACCAACUGCUACAGAUCCCACUUCCAAUUGCAGUAGCUCGUCCGGGUCGAGGCUCGGGUCGAGGCUCGUGUCAACAACGGCACCUUCAAAAACAGCUGCGAAUCUUUUUGGAAUUCUAACCCCGGCAGGAACCGGUGCUUUGACCACAGAUUUUAGCAGCAGCUCUGCUCUGAACCAAUCGCAAGCAACCCUCCAAAUGGCCGCUGCUUCCAAUACAUCGGAUGCAACACUCACGAACGAAACAGAAGGUUCAGCCUUACCGGAACGCAGCGUGAUCGACAUUGUCACCGACGGUGAUCUCUUGCUGGAAGUAGGGGGUGACGAAGAAUCUGAGUCGUCCCAACCCCAGCGGUUCCGUGUCAGUUCCUCGGCGCUCAGCCGCCACUCGCCAGUCUGGAAGAAUAUGCUCUUUGGUCCAUGGAGGGAAUCAAAGCAGGUCAAUGCCGAAUCCGAACAGUGGAUCGUAGAGCUACCCGGUGAUCCUCUCAAACCAAUGCAGAUUGUCCUGGGUAUCAUACAUAAUCGGUUCAGCCAUGUCCCUCCCUUUCUCAGUCUGGACGAGCUUUACAAGCUCCUCAUUCUCACAAACAAGUACGAUAUGACUGAUGUGUUGAAACUGUGGCGUGCACAAUGGACAUCUGUAGCUCAUGGGGACUUAUCUUCGGCGGACACACUGAAGUCCUUGUUCAUUGCGUGGGAACUGGGAGAUGCAAACCUUUUCAUACUAAGGGUUGAGGAGAUUUCCCUAAAUGCCAACUUCGAGAACGAAACACUAUUCGGUACGAGAAAGACAUCGUUCAGAAAGUCUAUCCUAGCAGGAGCCCCAGUGGCUGGAGAUGCAGAAUGGAUCGAUCUUGAGCAUCAAGACUAUCUGGGCCCACAUGAUAUGGUUGAUAUAAUCGGUGCAGUUCGGAAGGAAGCGCUUUUGAUGAUUAUGACGCCCCUUACCGAGGACUAUUCAACACGCCGAUUUUCGAGCUUUCGAACGGCUUGUUCUGGCCGUCCCCAAUCCGAUGCGCCCAGUGUAUUCGGAAGAGGGUCUCCGGCCCUUUGCGAUGCAGCCAUCCUGGGCGGUCUCAUGAUUCACAUAGACAACAGGUUCACGAACACGACCAUGCUCCCCUUCGUUACGGAAAGCGUUGUGCAGGUGGCAUCCCGCGUGUUCCCAAAAAUAGAAAAGAUCGAGGUCUUGCCUGCACAUCCGCUGUGCUCCUUGAACGAAAGGUAUGCGACCCUCAGCGAGAUGAUUCAAAAUGGUCUUUACGGUCUCGUAGCGAAGCACCUCAAGCCGUGGCACAAGAAGCAUUUAUAUGACCAGAGGAAAAAGACAGGAAUUGAGUUUUCCAGGGCAGGACAGAAGAAAUAUGAAAAACAAGCGAAUAACCGCCGGUAUUGGUGA
Sordaria macrospora k-hell is the source of this 1857-nucleotide messenger RNA. RefSeq lists its product as uncharacterized. The record is from RefSeq and is a predicted model, not a curated record. NCBI's taxonomy places the organism in Eukaryota, Fungi, Ascomycota, Sordariomycetes, Sordariales, Sordariaceae.